AACAAUCAGUAGAUUUUGCACUGUUUUACAAUGAAGUGGGUUUUGUUUUUGUCCGCCAUCGGUUUGGCCUCAGCUGGAGUGCUUCCACAGCCAUCGGGGUUGUUGCGCAGUUUGCACACGUUGAUGAAUGUCGACGAGUUGGGACGGACAUUUGGCGUGGACAAUUCGUCACAAGUCGAUGAGUACGAGGUCGUCUACAUCCGCCGCCAUCGAAGUUUCGUUCCCGAAGAUCCUCUUCAACGAAACGCCAGUCCCAAAACGAAGCGGAGUGGCCCUCGUGAAAAUCACGCCCAUUAUUCGUUCGCUGCCAACGGAAAGAACUACAACCUCAAAGUGCGACCGAAUAACUUUCUCAUGGCGCCGAACAUGAAGACGGUGGUGAGGAGCAACGGAGAGCAGGACAAAGAAUUUGUUGAGGAACAUCCUCGAGGUGACGACUGCCACUUUCUCCACUACGACAACGGAUUAGUUGCAGCUCUUAGUCACUGCACCGACGACGAUAUCCACGGUUACAUGAUUGAUGGAGGUAAACCAAUGGAAAUUAAGCCGAUUCCUUCGCGACUCCGCCAAAUGCUCCACUCUCCACCUGAAACAGACAACGAAAUAAUUAUGAUCGGUGCUCACAUCAUUCGUGCUGUUGAUCCUUUCCCACAUCUAAAAGCUCAUCAAGAAAGCUGUGAUGCGGAAUUACCUAUGCAGAUAAAAUCAAACAUCACUCGUCAAUCAGUUGUGAUGGAAUCACAAACAAUUGUAAAGCGAAAGAGCAACAAAGCUUCUACUGAUAAAUCGUCAAAGAAUGUGGGCAAAAAUGCACUUGAGAAAACAAUUGGAAGUAAAGCUGCUGCACCAAACAAGGUUAUAGAGCUAGGCGUUUUUGUGGAUUCAGCUGCACUUUCUUUGUUCAUGCCCUACUUAGGGGCCAGAGAAUAUGUGAAACUCCGUGAGCUGAUCCUUGCCUUCGUCAAUGCGAUGCAAGCACUGUACCACCUUCCUAGUCUGGGCCAACGUGUCGACUUGUCGAUUGUUUACAUGGAAUUCCACGCCAAACCACCGGCCAAUUUAGUAAACAACGGAGAGCGUGGGCAACUUCUCGAUUCCUUCUGCUCUUUUCAGACGAAAUUGAACAAACCCUCCGACAGCGAUGCCGAACAUUGGGAUAUGGCACUUCUUUUAUCUGGACUUGAUUUCUAUGCAGUUGAAAAAGGGAAAAAUAAUUACGUCACAAUGGGUUUGUCCACUGUCACUGGCGUUUGCACUGACAUUUACAAUUGCGUCAUCGGAGAAUUUGGAGUCACGAACCAGCGAGGUCAACCGUAUCCUUCCACCGGAUUCACUUCAGUUUACGUAAUGGCACAUGAAAUUGGCCACAAUUUAGGGAUGUCUCACGACAGGAGUGGGAACGUCUGCGCGACAGAGGGUUUCAUAAUGAGUCCUUCUCGAGGUGUUGUAGGAGAAGCUACCUGGUCAACUUGCAGCGCCAAAACUUUGGCUUCCAUCACAGAAACUUGCAUGAACGAUCUUCCUUCCGGCAACUUUCCCGACUAUAACCACAACAAAUAUAGAAAUAGACCCGGCCAGCUGUGGUCGGCCGAUGAGCAAUGCCGAAUUCUUUUGCGUGACAAGGCUGCCGUUGCUUACUUCGCCACAAACGCCGACAUUGCCGAGUCGUGCAAUUCCAUGAAAUGUAGAACGCCAAAUCGUGACGGCUACUAUUCCUCCGGGCCAGCUCUCCCAGGAACUGUCUGCGGGAAUUCAAUGUGGUGUAAUGGAGGCAAAUGCGUAUCGACUGGUCGUGCUUUAAAUGUAGAAGCAGUUCGAGGUGGAUGGUCUGACUGGAAAAAUAAACCCUGCGGUUCUGGGUGUCUACAGAAAUCUCGAGGAGCAGUGGAAAGCGAAAGGGAAUGCAACAAUCCAAAGCCAAGUGACGUGUUGCAUCGAUGUGAAGGUUCAAGCAUCAAAGCGACGAUUUGCGACGAUGCUCAACUUUGCGGUGAAAAACCUCGACUGACAUCAGCCGAGUAUGCUGGCCAGCAAUGCGCCAAGUUCAGUAAACUUGUGCCAUUCAUCGAUCCAAAGGGAACUGGCAUUCAGGCGGCCUUCUCUGAAAAACGGCCAUGGCAAUCGUGUGCCAUUUUCUGCCAGCGAAACGAUCGAGAAGGUUUCUACAGCCCACGAUUCGAGUUGAACAGUUUACCUGAAGUUUCUGCUCAUUUCCCUGACGGAACUUGGUGCGGCAACGAUGGCCAGAAGGAUCUUUACUGCCUACACAGAUCUUGCGCGUCGACCGAAGUGGCCGAAGGAUUGGUCCGCACUUCUGGUAUAAGUUCAGACUUGGAUAUGGCGAAUAACGCUCCAAUGACAGGCAAAGUCCAUCAUAAAAUCCCCACUGCUCUCGAGGAAUACUUUAUGCUGGACAAGGACGGCCAACCUGUGAAAGAAGAAAUCGAUGAGGAAACUGUUAAAGCCGCCGAAGAAAGCCUAAACAGCCAUUCCGGCUAUGACGAUCAAGAUUUCAUCACUUUGAAACCACCAAAGUAAAAGAUUUGAAUUGGAAAGGUGAACAUUAAUACCACGGGGGAUUGGGAUAGAAUUUAGCAGGUUUUUUUCUUAUUAGUGAGUUGAGUAACGUUUGUUUUUCUAGUCAAUUAAUGGAUGAAUCGCAUGGCGGGGAAUAUACGAUGAAUUAUU
This is a messenger RNA of Daphnia pulicaria, 2688 nucleotides long. RefSeq names its product A disintegrin and metalloproteinase with thrombospondin motifs adt-2-like. Gene Ontology annotation, cellular component: extracellular matrix. Bases 31 to 2538 code for a protein of 835 amino acids. Lineage: Eukaryota; Metazoa; Arthropoda; Branchiopoda; Diplostraca; Daphniidae. Gene Ontology annotation, molecular function: metalloendopeptidase activity. Gene Ontology annotation, biological process: proteolysis; extracellular matrix organization. The record is from RefSeq and is a predicted model, not a curated record. The transcript has 16 exons.